Messenger RNA from Maudiozyma saulgeensis, 1998 nucleotides. The record is from the annotation of a GenBank genome assembly. NCBI's taxonomy places the organism in Eukaryota, Fungi, Ascomycota, Saccharomycetes, Saccharomycetales, Saccharomycetaceae.
AUGAGUUUAGUUCCUUACAAUAAUGAUUCGCUUAUAUUAAAGGAUUCCAGCUCUAAAUCAUUAAUGAUUGUUAAUCCAUCAUUGGGUGAACUAUCUUAUUUUAAGAAAAUAAUAACGCCAAGGAACAAUGAGCCAAAAUUUGAUCAAUUUUUAGAUGAGGAAGAGAGUAUCACUGAAGAGAAGGAUAUCGCUUCUUAUGUGUGUCCACAAUGUGGUACAGAAAUUGAUACAUCUUCACAAAAUCGAAAACUCCCAAAAUAUAGUAAUAAUAGAAGAAGUUCGAAGCAACCAUCAGAAUUUAACUUAUCUAGGAGAUAUUUUAGAUUAUUACAGGAUACAUUUACCCAACAGGCACUACCAACUAUAGCGGCUGAGAGUAACAAAUUCCCUACAUUCAUACCUGAUGAUCUAUUCAUUCCGGGUUAUUUUCGGAAAUUUUUUACGACAUUGUCCCUUUUAGGUACUGGUGCUAGAGGAUCAGUGUUCAAAGUUGUUCAUAAAAUUGGUGACACUGACUUAGGGAUAUUUGCAUUAAAGAAAAUAUCUAUCGGGAAUGAUAUGACCUGGUUUAACAAAUGCAUAAGGGAAGUUAAAGCCCUUAGUUCAUUAACACAUCGGAGCGUUAACCUUAUUACCUAUAACCAUGUUUGGUUAGAAAUGGAUGCAUCGUAUGGAUUGACCAUGCAGAAUGAGGAGAGAGAGAAGAUACCUUGUUUAUUCAUUCUGCAACAAUACUGCGAAGGUGGGAACUUAGAGGAUUGUAUUUUAAUUGAUAUAUUUAAAAAAUUCCCAGAGAAAAUUUCAAGUGAAGAACGUAAGAAACGUUUUAGACAAAUGAGAAGAGAUAGACACAACGGUAGUAUUAAAUUAGGCCUUUCAACAAUUCAGAUUUUAUCAAUAAUAAGGGAUAUAGCCAGAGGUUUACAUGAGCUACAUGAUAUUGGGAUUAUACACCGUGAUCUUAAACCAUCAAAUUUAUUACUACUAGGUCGAUAUAAGGUGCCUGACUCUAGGUUACAAAAUGAUAAUGGUGAAGUAAAUGGAAAUGAUUCGAGGGAGCAAGAAAAUGACUUCCCAACUGUUGUGAUCGGAGACCUUGGUGAAAGUCAACUAGCUGGAGAAUCUAGAGUUGGGACAGGGUGUACAGGUACAUUAGAAUUUACAGCUCCUGAAAUUAUUAUCACAAAUCCUUCCAAUAAUGCGAAGGAAAUGAAAUACAACGAAUAUACAUUUGCCUCCGAUAUGUAUUCAUUAGGGAUGAUAUGUUAUUUUAUUGUUUUUGGAGAAUUACCGUUCGACCCUAUGUUGGAUAUACCAGAUAUGAGAAGAACAGUAAAGAAAUUCCAGGUACAUAAGGAAGAUAUGAUCUUAUUGCAUCAAAAUAAAAGCUUAAAACCAAUUGACCAUAGAAUCUUUGAGUUAAUCGAGUCAUUACUAUCUAACGAUGUGAAGAGAAGACCACACGCAAAACAAGUAGAAGAGAUUUUAAAUCAUAUUCUCCUAGAAGUAGAUGACGAUAGAACUUUUUCAUUGGGAAGAAGAUCGAGUAUAACACCUUUGGAUGAUUGUUUUGACGAAUUUGAGGAUGAGCAUAUACAAAAGACCUCUUUUAAUGAAGACCAAGUAGAAGAAGAUGAUGACGACGAAGAUAAAUUAGCGCUCACUACUACAAGAGCCAAAAUAAAUAUGGCAUCCGAAGAAGAAAUAGAAAUUUACACAAAAUACGAAAAUCAUAAUACUAAAAGUUUGGCAGAAAAUGAGAAACAGUCUCAUUUUAUAUCUCAGUUCCCUAAUUUAUCAGCUUAUUCUAAUGUUUUAUUACCACUUGCAUUAUUACUAUUGUGGUUAGAUCCAACAGAAAUAAUUAUAAAUUAUUUUAUUAUUUUCCUCUUAGGAAUAUCUUACGGUAUAAGAGAUACAAUGGCUAAAUAUAUCAAGAUUAUUAUGUUGGUGCUACUUAUCAUUAGAUUAAGUAAAAAAUAUAUCAUUAUGUCAUAA